AUGACACGUCUCAAACAAAAUUUUCCAUGUAUUAGGUAUUAUAUGGUGGCAAAUGUUAUAGCAUGUGCUUAUGCAACCUUAUCUUUUAUUAUUGCUCUUGCAAAUGGAUACAAAAGCAAAUUGUUGGUGAAAUUGAUCACUCUACUUUAUGCAACAAUGGUAGAUUUACUCUUCUCUGGAAAUGGCGUUGCCUUGGCUAUUGGUGUUCUUGCCAAGCAUGGAAACUCACAUGUGUUAUGGAACAAAGUGUGCAAUGUUUUUGACAAGUUUUGUAACCAAGUUGCUGCUUCAUGUUUGAUUUCACUUCUUGGAUCAUUAGUAUUCCUCUUGCACUUGUCAUUCUUCCUGCUUUGA
Vicia faba (fava bean) is the source of this 354-nucleotide messenger RNA. The record is from the annotation of a GenBank genome assembly. NCBI's taxonomy places the organism in Eukaryota, Viridiplantae, Streptophyta, Magnoliopsida, Fabales, Fabaceae.